AUGAAGCUUGCUACUUCCAUGUCCUGGCUCAUUGUCCUUGCCGUCCAACUGUCUUGGUUGUAUACCGGUCUGAAUGCUGCACCGACUCUCGAAAAGAUGGCUGGCCGCGCCGGCUCUGAAGAUAUAGAUGCCCUGAUCACGCGAACCAAGCAAUACACCCAAGUCACAAAUGCCGGUUAUCAUAAUAAGCAUCAAGAGGCAUAUGCACAGGUGACAUCAGCAACAGGAAAUAUUCCACCGGCAGAAGAUUGGCCUAAAUUCACAGUCUACCAAGCCGGUAUGACUCCUAGCUGUCCUUUAGCUCCCAAACUGUUCUUCAGCUCCCAAAUCUCAUGCUAA
Messenger RNA from Puccinia triticina, 339 nucleotides. RefSeq lists its product as uncharacterized. The transcript is spliced from 3 exons. Lineage: Eukaryota; Fungi; Basidiomycota; Pucciniomycetes; Pucciniales; Pucciniaceae. The record is from RefSeq and is a predicted model, not a curated record. Bases 1 to 339 code for a protein of 112 amino acids.